This is a messenger RNA of Alligator sinensis (Chinese alligator), 5675 nucleotides long. RefSeq names its product interleukin 17 receptor D (gene IL17RD). The coding region runs from base 251 to 2086 and encodes 611 amino acids. The record is from RefSeq and is a predicted model, not a curated record. Lineage: Eukaryota; Metazoa; Chordata; Crocodylia; Alligatoridae. Gene Ontology annotation, molecular function: interleukin-17 receptor activity. The transcript is spliced from 12 exons.
UUCACCAGUCAACAAGAACAGUGGACUGCUUAAUAUCACCUUUAAAUAUGACAACUGUACUCCUUAUUUGAAUUCAGUGGGAAAACAUGUGAUUGGUGAUGUGCAGAAUAUAACAAUCAGCCAGUAUGCCUGUUAUGAACAAGUUGCAGUUCUAGUUCUGUGGACAGCAAAUGCCCUGGGGAUUGAAUUUCUGAAAGGGUUUAGAGUAAUACUUGAGGAGUUAAAAUCAGAGGGAAGACAAUGUCAACAAAUGGUUUUAAAAGACCCAAAGCAGCUCAACUCCAGCUUUAAAAGAAAUGGAAUGGAAUCUCAGCCUUUUCUAAAUCUGAAGUUUGAAACGGAUUAUUUUGUAAAGAUUGUUCCUUUUCCUUCCAUUAAAAAUGAAAGUAACUACCACCCGUUUUUCUUCAGAACUCGGCCCUGUGAAUUGUUGCUGCAGCCAGAAAACCUUGCCUGCAAGCCCUACUGGAAGCCAAGGAAUCUGAAUGUUACUCAGCAAGGUUUUAACAUGCAAGUAUCUUUUGAUCAUGCACCUCACAACUUUGGGUUUAGAUACUAUUACCUCCACUACAAACUUAAGCAUGAAGGACCUUUUAAACAAAAGACUUGUAAACAGGAACAAAACACUGAUAUCACAAGCUGUGUUCUUCAGAAUGUAUCUCCAGGGGAUUAUAUCAUUGAGCUGGUCGAUGACACUAAUACAACAAGGAAAACAAUGCACUAUUCAUUAAAACCAGUGCAUUCCCCGUGGGCUGGACCAAUAAGAGCUAUUGCCAUUACUGUUCCCUUAGUUGUCAUCUCAGCAUUUGCAACGCUUUUCACAGUGAUGUGCCGCAAAAAACAACAAGAAAAUAUAUAUUCCCAUUUAGAUGAAGAGAGUUCAGAAUCUUCAACCUAUGCUGCGGCGCUCCAUGUGGAAAGGCUCCGGCCCCGGCCAAAAGUAUUCAUCUGCUAUUCGAGUAAAGAUUGCCAGAAACACAUUAACGUCAUCCAGUGCUUUGCUUAUUUCCUUCAGGAUUUUUGUGGCUGGGAGGUGGCCCUGGAUUUAUGGGAAGAUUUAAAGAUUUGUAAAGAAGGGCAGAAAGAAUGGCUUAUUCAAAAAAUCAAUGAGUCUCAGUUUAUCAUCAUCGUGUGUUCCAAAGGGAUGAAAUACUUUGUGGAAAAAAAGAACUGGAAGCACAAGGGAACAAGCAGAGACAUUGGGAAAGGAGAACUCUUUCUAUUUGCAGUGUCUACCAUUGCAGAGAAGCUGCGUCAAGCAAAGCAGAAUUCAGAUGACCUCUGCAAGUUCAUUGCAGUCUACUUUGAUUACUCCUGCGAAGGUGAUAUUCCUGGCAUUCUGGAUCUAAGUACAAAGUACAAGCUCAUGGAUAACCUGCCUCAGCUUUACUCUCACCUACACUCCAAAGAUCUCAGCUUUCAAGAUUCAGAGGUGUAUCCAGUAAAUAUUAGCAAAAGAAACUAUUUCAGGAGCAAAUCUGGCCGUUCCCUUUAUGUUGCCAUUUGCAACAUGCACCAGUUAAUUGAUCAGGAGCCAGAUUGGUUUGAAAAACAGUUCAUUCCAUUUCCUCCACCUCCUUUACAUUAUCAAGAGCCUGUCAUGGAAAAAUUUGACUCAGGCUUGGUUUUAAAUGACUUGGUGAAUAAGCAUGUGACUGAAGGGGAUUUUUAUCUGAAAACAGAUGCAAAUUCUAUCCCUGCUAUAAAUUCAGACUCUCCAUGUAUAAUUCAGCACUUAAACCUUGGAGAAGAUACAGAGACUCGGGAUAUUCAAGAUGGUGGCUCUGUUCUUCAGCCGCUGUUGCACGUUGUAAAAGCUGCCAAUCUCCCAGACAUGCCAAGGGAUUCUGGAAUCUAUGAUUCUUCUGUUCCGUCAUCUGAGUUAUCUCUACCUUUAAUGGAAGGACUUUUGACAGACCAAACUGAAACCUCUUCCAUUACAGAGAGUGUCUCAUCAUCUUCAGGAUUAGGGGAAGAAGAGCCUCCUGUAAUCACUAUCACAAAAUCUCUAGUGCCUGGAAUUUGUAAAGCAGAACUUCAUUGCCACAUCCAUACUGAUGAACUGCAGGCAAUUGCACCUUUAUAACUUGUUACAAGAACGGUAUGCAGCGCCACUUUAUCAACAGCCUGUGUUUGUGCAUCAGCCACCGCAUUAUCCAAGCACUAAAUCUACUUGAAGAAACAAAUAUUCCCUGAAGGAGAUCUGCCAUUCUUAAGGGAAUUUGUGGCCAGUAGACUUUUACCUGUUGGUCCCUUUUAUGAUCUGAAAAUACAACAUUGAGAUAAUUUAAAGUAUAUUUUGAAAUUCCAGCUAUUACCAGCUUAAAUCUCACAGAAAUGAUACUGUUUAUAAAGAUAAUUAUAAAAAAUAUUUUUUGUAUUUUUUUUAAAUUUCUGAUUGAAAAUAAAAUAACUGGUUGCAUGUGGCAUGGAAUGUUAACCACCUUACAUUUUGUAGGAGAACCUCUGGUUUAAAAUGCUGAAAUAUUUGAUGGCAGGAAUGUGUUAGAGAAUGAGCAGGAAGAUUUUUGUACAAAAAGUCAUAAAAUGCCAAAAGUGGAUCUAGUGAUUCUCCAUUACAGAAAUAUUCCUGGUUGUCCUUAGCGAAAUUUUACCUCUUCUUCCACCUCCUUUGGCUCUCCAGAAAGUUAAUCUAUUACAGUCAAAAGUAAAAUCGUUUUCCCCCAUCUAAAUUUUGACAUGGAUGCAAGGGGAACAUGUUCAUUGACUCUCAGUUUUGCCAGGUCAGUCCAAGUGUGGUACAGUGGAAGUAUACAGAACAAAUAUAUUUGUUGGAUUUUCUGAUAUUUUUGUCAAAGUGAACUGUUACUUAGAAACCUUUGCCUUCAGGUUUAAUUAAUUCUUUUUAAAGUUUUUGGUUCUUUCUGAUUUUAAGAUGAAAUUUCUUUUGCACAGGUGUGUUUCCAAUUUGAGCUUACUGUAUUAUCAGGGCUAUGUUUCUAACUACUCUAUUUAAGAAUGCUGCAGCCGGUGAGGGGUGAAUACUACAAUGGAUGCAGUAGGUAAAGCUGUUUUGCUAGCCUCUCCAUAGCUAGGGUAAUAUAUUUGGAUUUCUUAGAUGCCAUUAUCCAUAAGCUUUUAUGAUCUAUCUCAAACGAGACCAUUGUAACUCAGAAAUGUCAUUUAUAUAGCAGACACAAAUAAUACAUUUCCACACCCUGACUGAAAUAUGCAGUGGAAAUGCAGUUUUCUGCCUUCCUGGAAGGAUUGAUAAGAGGAAAGAUAUAAACAUUGAUCAGAGGAAAGGGACAUCAAAUCUUAUUCCGUGUCUAGUGCCAGCCCUGGGAGGAAUGUGCCAGUUGAUGGAUAUAAAGUUACUUCAUCAAACAGUACUGCUUCCCUUUCAUCUGGGUAAAGCAAAUUGCAGUAUGUAGUUACCAGGAGUGACUGGCUAACUGUACUCAACUGCCACUUGACAAAUGCAAACAGGUUAUUUUGGAGUUCCUAGUACUAAAAAUUUCCAAGUAAAUAGUAUCAGUAUCCAUUUAAAACCAAUAUCAUAUUAAAUAGAAUUCCAGUUAUGAAUGGAUCUAGUCCUAUUAAUCUAAAGAAAGUAGCAUGUUGGGUCUUUCUGUUGCAAUGAUGAUUUAGUUGGGUCUUUAGCCAAGAAAUCCUCACUGCUUCUAGAAAGUAAUUUAAUAAGAGAAAUCAAAUUGUAUAGUCACAGAUCUAGGCAUUGUUAUAAUAUAAACAGUAAAUAAUAGUAAAGGAUUACCUGUUCAGAUUUGUUUCCUUAAUUUAUUAACUCGAUGUCAAAUUCUGACGAAAUUGCACCCUGGACAGUGCUGUUGACAUGGGAUUGUUAUAGUUGUAAAUCAGGGUAUGAUCAGUUUGUCAAACGCUAACUCUCUUUCUAUAUUAAUGUAUUAGUUUAGCAAUUACAGUUGUCAAAUUAAAUAGUUAAUGUUAGUGCCUUAGUCUAAUGAAUAACUGAUGCCAUUAAAUACAACAGCAAUGACAUUCCUUAGAAUUUUUUCUGGAAAUGGAACUUUGUCUCUGUACAGGUUCACUCUGAUCUUUACUGUUGGGAUUUCAUUAUGGCUGGGAAUCAGUAACGUCUUCACAUGCAAAGAGAAAUGUCCUUUACAACUUUUGUGCAUAAAACUUUAUAACACAUUUAAGUACAAUGAACAUUGGCAGAACCCAACACACUUUAACUUUGGUAUGAUACAGAACUAUAGCAUAUUGAGAGAGAGAUGCAUAAGCCUGUAUUUAUUUACCUUGAUCUUCGUGGGCUGUUGUUCACUGUCACUUUUCAGGAAGUGAAUACUUUAACUAGCAAGGCUAAAAUGACAGUGAUCUUGUGUAUUUAAAUAGAGCAUGAACUUGCCAAAAGCCAGAAAGAGACAACUGCACAUGAUUUUACAUCUCAUGCCAUGAGCUGUUCUGAAAACAAGAUUUUUAAAGUUGUACCAACCUUUGGAAGCUUAAAAAUACAUAGAACAAAUUAGGAUGGGUAAUGUAAGAAUAAAUCCUUGCUCAGCCAGUUCAGUUGUGGAGGAACCUGACUUGGUGUGAUUUGUGUAUUUGCAUUUGGCCAUUCCCAAGCCCCAGCACAAAGAGGAAUGAGAAGGAAGGGUGAGACAAAGGAAAAAGCAGUGAUGAUGGAUCCGUCACUGCACAGCUGUACUAUUCUCUUCUGUAUGUACUGCCUGCCUCAAGCUUGCUGUUGUAGCUGAGGAAGAGCUUCUUUGCUAUUCUGUAAAAUGAGGAAUUUGGCUUUUCCCACUAGAAAUCUCCAGCUCACAGCUUGUUUUGGGCUAGGAUAAAGAUCUGAACUCCAUUAGAAACUAUAGCAAAACUCCCAGGGUUUCACUGAGCUUUUAACAAGCAGAGUUAUUUUAAAGUUUGACUGAUAAAUCCUGUGGAAACUAAUAUUUGUAUUUUCUUAUGAAUUUGCUGUACAAUCCUUCAAAUCAUAACCAUCUCUUAAAGCAGUAUCCAGUCUAUGGAACUACUCCAACCAAAUUUAUUUCAGUCAAAUAUGUUUUUCCUGUCUGAGUAGAAGGUGGAAGGCUCAUUUGGAUGCCUUUGGCAUGGGGUGGGAAGAGGACAGAGGGGAACUGUUUUGGUCAUACUAUACAGAUGGUAGAAAAACAGGCGUACCUUCUUGGAGUUUGGUUUUUAGUACAGGGAGUUACAAGAUGGGAAAAUAUUUUUUUUCUUUGUAGUGAAUUUUUAAAAAGUUGACCACUCUGAAGAAUAUUGUGUAUGUUUUAGGGAGGCAGAGAAUUUUUCAUGUAUUUGUAAGAAUUCUGUUUUCCCCCUAAGAGAUCACCAACAAAAUGUUUUGUAAAAAUAUUAAGAAACCAAAUAUGUUAAUAUUUUAGACAUUAGCUUACUACUUUUUUCAUGUGUUUAGUAAAAUCUAAGCAGAAUGUAAAUGGUAAAAGAAUUCCUCUUGUUUCUGCUUGAUUCUACAAGUAAGUGGUAAUGCAGUAACUUGGAUAUGUUGAUAACAUGUUUUUCGGAAGGGUGAAAAAGUAGUUGAAAGGUAAAAAUGCAAGACGUAGCUGCAUGUUCGACAUAUACAUUGAAAAAUAUAGCUGUUACCAUAUUUUGUACAUGUAUAUGAACUGUUGAUAAUAGACAGCAGCUGAUAUUUGCAGAAAUUUACUUGUUAUGGUACCAUAAUCUAGAAGUUAAACAGCAAA